Molecule: messenger RNA, 387 nt
Organism: Lasiodiplodia theobromae
Lineage: Eukaryota; Fungi; Ascomycota; Dothideomycetes; Botryosphaeriales; Botryosphaeriaceae
Product: Helicase
Exons: 1
Coding region: 1-387 (128 amino acids)
Source: RefSeq, a predicted model, not a curated record
AUGCGCGGCUCCAGCGCGUUCCGGGCCGAUGAGGGCGAGGAGGACGAGCAGCAGCAGCAGAUGGAGGAGGAGCAGGCAGCAGCAGCCAUAGCGGAGGAGCAGGCCGGGCACACGACCCACAUUGCCGGCUUGAUCUACGCGCGGGGGAUGAUGGAGCAGGUGGGCGUGGUGGCGGAAAAGAGGCUGCUGUUCCGCGCUUCUAGCACCGACUGGCACCGCUUUUUGGGCUUCCAGUCGGCUUUCAAGCGUGAGGAGCCGGCGCUGAGGAAGAGAAAGCGCUGCACGUUCGAGGAUGAUGCGGACGAGGAGCGGCUGGACCGGUGGGCACGGCUGAAAAAAGGCAACGCGAAGGAGCAGCUGAAGAAGCUGAUGGGCAAGGAGUGUUGA